This is a messenger RNA of Funneliformis geosporum, 987 nucleotides long. Lineage: Eukaryota; Fungi; Glomeromycota; Glomeromycetes; Glomerales; Glomeraceae. The record is from the annotation of a GenBank genome assembly.
AUGAUUCCUAACGAAUUUGAAAAAACUAGGUACUACGAACAAUGCAUAGAUGAACAAGAAUACAUUGAACAUCUUAGAAAGGAAGUUCAUGAGAACGCGGAAAAAGAGGGAGUCACUUCACCCAUUAAGGAUGAUGAAAAUUCCGGAGUUUAUGUAGCUCUCAAGAGUUUAAAUGAUUCUUCAAAUAUUCAUCAAGAUUUUUUGGAUGAAGUAAAUCCUAAAACGUUGAAUUAUAUGAUCGCAUUAAAAGAAAUGAAAGUUGGUAGUUUAAGGUCUAACCUAUUGAUAAAAAAAUAUAAUCCGAACGAUAAAUAUGGGAACCUACUUCACAUCACAACGUCACUUUCCGCUUUGCAUGGAUGUAAUUUAUUUCAUGGGGAUUUUCAUAGUGGCAACCUACUUUUACAAGAACAAAAUCGUGUUUUUGUAAGUGAUUUGGGAUUGAGCAGGUCACCUGAUCACUCUAAAAAUCCUGAUGCGAUUUAUGGAGUAAUUCCUUACAUGGCACCAGAAGUUUUGCUUGGCAAGCCAUAUAUCAAAGCUUCUGACAUCUAUUCCCUUGGUAUAAUUAUGUGGGAAUUCACAUCAGGCGUUCCCGCUUAUAAUGAUGUUUCUCAUGAUUUUCAUCUAUCCAUAGAGAUCUGUCAAGGGUUAAGACCAAAAAUAAUUGAAAAUACAAUUCCCGAGUAUGUAGAGAUUAUGAAAAGUUGUUGGGAUUUUGAUCCAAACAAACGGCCCAGUGCUGAUGAUUUGGUACAAAGAUUCAAAAUAUUGGUUAAAAGAUAUCCAUAUAGUAAUAAUCGGGUACCUGUGCCAGAAAAUGAUCUUAACAUUCAAAAUCAUCCAUCAUCUUGCUAUACAAGCAGAAAAAUUGAAUAUUCUGCCAGAAUAAAUGAAAUUAUAAGUCAAGAAUUAAGUUCUAAAAUUAUUAUUAAUCAAGGAGGAGAUGAUGAUGAAGUCGUCAUGAUAAACGACGAAUUAGGUUAG